AUGUUUUCAGAGAGUCUGAACUGGACUCUGAGGUCCAUAAAGCUCCUGAGGACAGCAGAGUUUAAGCCGUUGGUGGUGUUUGUGAAGCCUCCCCCCCUGGAGAGACUGAGGGAGACUCGGGCCCAGACCUCCCCCACGGAGCUCAGGAGCAGCGGCCGCAGCUUCACCGAGGAGGAUUUCCAGCAGAUGCUACGGGAGGCUCAGUUGAUGGAGGCUCAGUACGGACACCUGUUUGAGAAGACCAUCGUGAACGACGACCUGUCAGCGGCUUUCACUGAACUGAGGAAGCUCCUGGACCACAUCCAGACCCAGUCCCACUGGGUCCCAGUCAGCUGGACUCACUCCUGA
Molecule: messenger RNA, 348 nt
Organism: Knipowitschia caucasica
Lineage: Eukaryota; Metazoa; Chordata; Actinopteri; Gobiiformes; Gobiidae
Source: the annotation of a GenBank genome assembly